UUCCUAUUCCCCCACAAUAAACCAACAUGUGAGAGUUAUCUGAUGUGAAACAAGCUAUAGUGUGUGAAAAUGGACGAAGAACAAACGGUAGGUUGUACAAGUAUAACUUAUUAUAGUUUUUCGCUAAUUUUAACUUUUAUACCUGCCAGAUUUAUCUGAAAAACAUUAACUUGUUGUGACGUUAGUGGCUAUCUAACCUAGUCAGAUUUAUCUGAAAACCAUUAUCUUGUUGGAACGUUAGUGGCUAUCUAACCUGGACAAAGGUAACUUUUUUAGCCACUAGCUCAGUUGGGAUUGAAAAUGUUCAUUAGAGCGUGCAAGAUCUUUCGAUCUGUCUUUUGCCCAUGUAUUAGCAGGUAAGGUAAAACAUUUAAGAACUCCUUAAUGGAAGAUUUUACCAUAGGCGCAUAGCAGUUAUAAUAGUUCAAAAUAUGUUGACGGUAAGAACUGUAUCAACGAUUUUUAUAACUAACCAAAGAUAGACCGCGGUCUGUCUUCUUCUUCGAGUUUGUAUUCGCGGAUCGCAAACAACUGACAGGUGCAUAGACUGCCACCAACUGUACUGGAAUGUGAGGCCGGUCACGACCUGUCUAUACCACAAACUAUUUUCUCUUAACUACAGUACCAGUCAAAGGUUUGGACACACCUACGCAUUCCAGGGGUUUUCUUUAUUUUUACUAUUUUCUACAUUGUAUAAUAAUAGUGAAGACAUCAAAACUAUGAAAUAACACAUAUGGAAUCAUGUAGUAACUAAAAAUGUGAUAAACAAAUCAAAAUAUAUUUAAUAUUCUUCAAAGUAGCCACCCUUUGCCUUGAUGACAGCGUUGCGCACUCUUGGCAUUCUCUCAGCCAGCUUCAUGAGGUAGUCACCUGGAAUACAUUUCAAUUAACAGGUGUGCCUUGUUAAAAGUUAAUUUGUGGAAUUUCUUUCCUUCUUAAUGUGUUUGAGCCAAUCAGUUGUGUUGUGACAAGGUAGAGGGGGUAUAUAGAAGAUAGCCCUAUUUGGUAAAAUACCAAGUCCAUAUUAUGGCAAGAACAGCUCAAAUAAGCAAAGAGAAAUGACAGUCCAUCAUUACUUUAAGACAUGAAGGUCAGUCAAUCUGGAAAACUUCAAAAACUUUGAACGUUUCUUCAAGUGCAGUCACAAAAACCAUCAAGCGCUAUGAUGAAACUGGCUCUCAUGAGGACUGCCACAGGAAAGGAAGACCCAGAGUUACCUCUGCUGCAGAGGAUAAGUUCAUUAGAGUUACCAGCCUCAGAAAUUGCAGCCCAAGUAAAUGCUUCAGAGUUCAAGUGACAGACACAUCUCAUAAUCAACUGUUCAGAGGAGACUGCGUGAAUCAGGCCUUCAUGGUAGAAUUUCUGCAAAGAAACCACUACUAAAGGACACCAAUAAUAAGAAGAGACUUGCUUGGGCCAAGAAACACGAGCAAUGGACAUUAGACCGGUGGAAAUCUGUCCUUUGGUCUGAUGAGUCCAAAUGUGAGAUUUUUGGUUCCAACCGCUGUGUCUUUGUGAGACGCAGAGUAGGUGAACGGAUGAUCUCCGCAUGUGUGGUUCCCACCGUGAAGCAUGGAGGAGGAGGUGUGAUGGUGUGGGGGUGCUUUGCUGGUGACACUGUCAGUGAUUUAUUUAGAAUUCAAGGCACACUUAACCAGCAUGGCUAUCACAGCAUUCUGCAGUGAUACGCCAUCCCAUCUGGUUUGUCCUUAGUGGGACUAUCAUUUGUUUUUCAACAGGACAAUGACCCAAAAACACACCUCCAGGCUGUAUGAGGGCUAUUUGACCAAGGAGAGUGAUGGAGUGCUGCAUCAGUUGACCUGGCCUCCACAAUCACCCGACCUCAACCCAAUUGAGAUGGUUUGGAAUGAGUUGGACCGCAGAGUGAAGGAAAAGCAGCCAACAAGUGCUCAGCAUAUGUGGGAACUCCUUCAAGACUGUUGGAAAAGCAUUCCUCAUGAAGCUGGUUGAGAGAAUGCCAAGAGUGUGCAAAGCUGUCAUCAAGGCAAAGGGUGGCUACUUUGAAGAAUCUAAAAUAUAUUUUUUGAUUUGUUUAACACUUUUUUGGUUACUACAUGAUUCCAUAUGUGUUAUUUCAUAGUUUUGAUGUCUUCUUAUUAUUCUGCAAUGUAGAAAAUAGUAAAAAAUAAAGAAAAACCCUUGAAUGAGUUGGUGUGUCCAAACUUUUGACUGGUACUGUAGCUAACCCUGAAUUUCUAACAACCCCCCUGGGAGGUGGAACCUCUUCAUUCAGUAUUCCCUGUAACAUUUCGGUUGUAAAGUCCUGGAGAUCCAGAACUCUAUUUGCCUCCUUCACAAUGAUGUCUAGCUUCUUAAAAUGUUUUAAUCGUUUGACUAGUACAAUUUAGCACUUGCGCUGUAAACGCAACAAAGUCCACCUUCUUCAUUGUUAGUGUGUUGGGAUCCUUCCCCUGCAUGGCAUUCACUGCAGACUGUGGGACAUCCACUACCAUAUCAUCUCUACUCACUCCUUCAUCUAUUUUCACUGCCUCCACAUAGGAGACCUGCUGGAUAGCCCAGAUCCUAGCUACUGCGACCUCCUUCAUCCUUACAGGGCACUCCGGGAACUCGGGAACGUGAUUCCCAUCACAAUUACAGCAAUAUACUUCAUCUGACUCUUCAACUACGACAUAUUUAUUCCUUCGACAAACACUUGCCACGUGUCCAAACUUUUUACAAUUGUAACACCGCAGUGGCUUCUGUACAUACGGUUUCACCGCAUACCACAGCCUGUCUUUUCCAAUGGGAGCAAAUUAAUCAUAGUGGGCAGAACAAGGAAGGAGGUGGGUAGAGCCAAGCACGAGCUAGCGAGAGCCUAUUGGCGCUUUCUAGCAUGUAUUUGCAUAUUUCCGUUAGGGAACGCCUACUCUCUGAAGUGCGCGUAGUGCAAUUACUCAAUACGCCAUUGCACUCCUUCUAAACAAUGCAAUUUUUGUUAAACUUGGCAAAGGGUAAAGUCUACAAAACAUUGAUCACUCUGUUCGUAACAGAUUCUAGUUUGGGAAACAGAAAACUGUAUUGAGAUUUAAAUGUUUCAUGGAUUAGAACAUUUGUAGAAUGUCGGCCAAAAUCCAUCUCGCUCCAUUUUCUCCCACUGCCGGCCACUUGGCUUCCUCUCACCACCAACUGGUGAAAUAUCUGUCCCAUUGUUCUAUCUGUGACUCUAUGCUCUCGUCAUACUGCAGCAUCCCUGCUUACAGUUCCUGGUCACCUGUGUGCCUAUAGACAUGUGACAGUGACCCAUGACUCUAUAUAUAUAUCUGUAUAUAUGUCUCUGUGUAUGUAAUACAAUGUGUAUGUAAUAUGAUGCAUGAUGUGCCAUAUAAAAUUGGAUUUGAUAUAGGGGGGCUACAGUGAGAUCUGUGGCCAGUGUGGAGAAGUGGACUGGGGGGUGUCGGACGAGGGUCGGUUCUACUGCAGGUCCUGUCAUAAUGUCAUCGAGGUAAGCACUCAUAUUUAACUCAUAUUCAAGAUUGGUUCAUGUUGAAGCAGUCAUGGUCCCAUUCCCCAUUUGGUGCACUACCUUUGACCGUAGCCCUAUGGGCCCUGGUCAAGGUAGUGUACUAGUUAGUAGGGUGCCAUUUGGGAUGUACACAUGGACAACAAUUGUAUUUUUCCUCAACUUCUGUACACAGAGAACAAAAGAAGUGGUGGAUACAAAUACCUUUAUGAUUGGUACCAGCAGAGUGUCCUCCAUCUCCAAGGGAACCAAAAGGAAAAAACUAGGUUGGUCUCCACUCUCGUAUGUCAUUAAUUCCUACAAGCAAAUCAUUUUGAUUGUGUUUUUGUUGGUUGUUGUACAGUUGAAGUCGGAAGUUUAUGUACACUUAGGUUGGAGUUAUUUAAACUCGUUUUUCAACCACUCCACAAAUUUCUUGUUAACAAACUAUAGUUUUGGCAAGUCGGUUAGGACAUCUACUUUGUGCAUGACACAAGUAAUUUUUCCAACAAUUGUUUACAGACAGAUUAUUUCACUUAUAAUUCACUGUAUCACAAUUCCAGUGGGUCAGAAGUUUACAUACACUAAGUUGACUGUGCCUUUAAACAGCUUGGAAAAUUCCAGAAAAUUAUGUCAUGGCUUUAGAAGCUUCUGAUAGGCUAAUUGACAUCAUUUGAGUCAAUUGGAGGUGUACCUGUGGAUGUAUUUCAAGGCCUACCUUCAAACUCAGUGCCUCUUUGCUUGACAUCAUGGGAAAAUCAAAAGAAAUCAGCCAAGACCUCAUAAAAAAAAUUGUAGACCUCCACAAGUCUGGUUCAUCCUUGGGAGCAAUUUCCAAACGACUGAAGGUACCACGUUCAUCUGUACAAACAAUAGUACGCAAGUAUAAACACCAUGGGACCACGCAGCCGUCAUUCCGCUCAGGAAGGAGACGCGUUCUGUCUCCUAGAGAUGAACGUACUUUGGUGCGAAAAGUGCAAAUCAAUCCCAGAACAACAAAGGACCUUGUGAAGAUGCUGGAAGAAACAGGUACAAAAGUAAUCUAUAUCCACAGUAAAACGAGUCCUAUAUCGACAUAACCUGAAAGGCCGCUCAGCAAGGAAGAAGCAACUGUUCCAAAACCGCCAUAAAAAAGCCAGACUACGGUUUGCAACUGCACAUGGGGACACAGAUCGUACUUUUUGGAGAAAUGUCCUCUGGUUUGAUGAAACAAAAAUAGAACUGUUUGGCCAUAAUGACCAUCGUUACGUUUGGAGGAAAAAGGGGGUUGCUUGCAAGCCGAAGAACACCAUCCCAACCGUGAAGCACGGGGUGGCAGCAUCAUGCUGUGGGGGUGCUUUGCUGCAGGAGGGACUGGUGCACUUCACAAAAUAGAUGGCAUCAUGAGGAAGCAAAAUUAUGUGGAUAUAUUGAAGCAACAUCUCAAGACAUCAGUCAGGAAGUUAAAGCUUGGUCGCAAAUGGGUAUUCCAAAUGGACAAUGAUCCCAAGCAUACUUCCAGAGUUGUGGCAAAAUGGCUUGAGGACAACAAAGUCAAGGUAUUGGAGCGGCCAUCACAAAGCCCUGACCUCAAUCCCAUAGAAAAUGUGUGGGCAGAACUGAAAAAGCGUGUGCGAGCAAGGAGGCCUACAAACCUGACUCAGUUACACCAGCUCUGUUAGGAGGAAUGGGCCAAAAUUCACCCAACUUAUUGUGGGAAGCUUGUGGAAGGCUACGCAAAACGUUUGACCCAAGUUAAACAAUUUAAAGGCAAUGCUACCAAAUACUAAUUGAGUGUAUGUAAACUUCUGACCCACUGGGAAUGUGAUGAAAGAAAUAAAAGCUGAAAUAAAUCAUUCUCUCUACUAUUAUUCUGACAUUUCACAUUCUUAAAAUAAAGUGGUGAUCCUAACUGACCUAAGACAGGGAAUUUUUACUAGUUUUAAAUGUCAGGAAUUGUGAAAAACUGAGUUUAAAUGUAUUUGGCUAAGGUGUAUGUAAACUUCUGACUUCAACUGUAUAUAUGCCUGACUUUGUGUGCGUUUCAGAGCAAGGGCGAGAGUGGAUGGUGUGUGAGGGCUUUCAGUUCAUCCUGAAGCAUCAGGCUGAGGCUCUUCUGGCCAUGGGAGUCUGCCCACAGUUCAAGGUCUGUCAGAGGGAACACAGAAGGGCGGUUUCCCGGACACAGAUUAAGCCUAGUAGUCCUGGACUAAAAAGCAUGCUCAAUAGAUCAUCUCCAUUGAAACGUUUAAUCCGUCUCAGAGAAACCGGAAAGGAAAACCAAAUAAUGCUAUUUUACAUCAAUGUAAAGACACUUAACAUGUUCUGUAAAUGUCUUGUAUGGUCUGUGUUUUGUAGGAUGACGUGCUGUGUCAGUUUUGGAGAAUGUACCUACAGAAGAGCCGACAGGCCUACACCAAGAAUCCUGUGCAUGAUGGGAAAUUUAGACUGGUCAGUAUUCUCAUCACUGCAAGCAAAAUAGCACUUUCUGUUGAAGUGACAAACUUUCCCCGUCUAUUUUCGGCCCCUUGUGGCGGACGGUCGAUGAGACAUUCACUCAAUGUGUGCUUUAGAUUGGAUACGUUUAGUUACAUGUUUGCAGCUCUCAGAUGAUAAAAGUACACCUACACAGACCUCACCCUCCUUUGGUUGCGGUAUCAUUUAUUUUGUGUGUUUUUUCUUGUGGCCCUCCCUAGCGUUCUCAGGGCUCUGGGGAGUCAGAAAGUGCUCCAGAGUCGUCAGUGAUGAGUGACUCUAUGAUGUCUGCCAGUGAGACAGACGGGGAUGGAGACUGGGCCAGUGGAGGAGGCUCUGUUUCAGGUACAUUAAACCACACAGGCACGCUGAACAGCCAAUCCCAGCACACUAGCCACACAUAGUCAUUAUAUCUGUGAGUGUGCAUGCAUCUGUGUGUGUGCGGACACAUCUGUGUGUAUGUUCCCCUGUGUGUGUAUGUGUAUGCUAACGUGUGUGUGUGUUUUCCUAUAUGUGUGUGUGCUCCCCAGGUCACACCAGUGACGGAGUCUCCUCAGUGUGUUCCGGUUCUGUUGAUGCGGUCUCGUACCUGACCCCACGCCAGAGAAGGAGCCAGGGGUUGAUGAGCAUGCCCAAGACCCUGGCACUGUGCCACCUGGCCCUGCUGUGGGCCAGAGAGGCCAUCACACUGGCAGAUUUGCUCAGGUCAGGGCCAUGGGGAGAUGGCGGAAACAUGGGUGGAAGAGGAGAUUAAGAAAGUUGGAUUGAAUUUAAUAUAUAAAAACUUUACCAUUUGUGAUCCUGAUCUCCCUUGCAGAAGAGAUUUUAUUUCAUUAAGACUAACCGUGAUUAAAUGUAGGUUAAAGGUUUUUAAAAAACGGGAAGUAAAUCUCAGGUUUCCUGCUUUGUGUCCCUGCCUAUUGAGUCUCUCUCUCUCUCUGUUGGGCAGGUUUGUGAAUGAGGGCCACAUCCCCUAUGUGAACGCCUACGAGGGCUUCCCAGAGGAGAUGAGGCUCUACGGCCGAGACUCACUCAUCUUCAGAGUGGAGGUGAGAGCGUACAUUAGUUGUUGAUUUAUUGGGAAAAAGAUGCACUGAGUGCAACCUAGGGGAGAACACAUUAAAGCGAUUCCACUUUUGUCCAACGUGGUCCCUGAUGGAAUACAGACUAAACAAAAGAAAACAACUGUAAUCGCUCUGCAUCACACAGCAUAGAACAAAUUAAUUACCAAAAAAUUUAAGAGACAGGAAAAUAAAAGUACAGUCAACCUAUCGUGAUCCCGUCAUUUGUCCUCCUGGACUCUAAAUGCAUUAUACAUCAAUAAAUCUACAUCGUUAUCAAUAAAAUUAUAACGCUCAGAUGGCCUUGGGACCAGACCUCUGCCUUCACAUUUCUGAUGUAGCAGAGGCAUAAAUGCCUUUCAGUGACACUAGGAGCUAAUCAACAUUCUCCAUUGAGCUUUAACCUGUCCUUUUAAAAAAACCUGGACUGCGACAGUUUAAUAGGCAUUCCACAACAAAAUCCCAAUGUAGAAGAAUGAGUUCCAUGCCAUACUAUUAACUCUUGGCACACUGGGUCUUGUGUUGUGGCCAUGUUGAGUAUGAACCAUUCGCUAUCUGUGAGCCUAAGUAGUCAGGAGCAGUACCGCUAAUGGUCUUAUAUAUGUGGUUAAGCUUCAUCUAGGCAACAGACCCACUGCUUGGAAUUCAUGUACUCCCAACAUGUGUUCUGGUGGGUACAUUAAGCAGAUAGCGAAUGAUGUGGUUUUGCACAACCUACAUCUUGUUCUGUAGUUUUGUUGUCAGACCACUGUACCACGCUACCCUCAUUGAAACAUGUAUGAAGACAUCAGAAUGUUGGCUCAGGUGCAAGAGAAACUGCUGCUUGUCCCCACACACCAAUACACCUGCUACCCCGCUCUGCAUUUGCAUAUCUUGUCUUGAAAUCUUAUCCCGAUCCUCCAAAGGAAUUAAUUGCAUAGAAGACUAGAUCAAAUAACUGUGUGUGUAUGUGUGUGUGUGUGUGUGUGCGUAUGCGUGUUCCCUAGUCUAUCCCCUCUUAUAGCCACCUGCACAAGGAGGCCCAGACCCUGGCUGUGUUCCUGGAGCUACCCCUCUUCCCCCCCAUCACCCUGGACUGCCUGCUGCACCCCACCCUGCUCACUGUCCGCUACCUUACCGAAGCCAACCUGCCCGGUGGGUCUGCCAAGCCAACAACACACUCUUAACUCUUUUUGUUGUUGUCUGUUGGUUUAUUUGUGUCAGUCACUUUUUAAAGAGGAGACACCAGUACUUGUUUAUACCUGUGUUCCUCUUUUAUAUUUAUUUUUUGGCACUUUACACAACGUGCAACUCAUUCUUAACACAAGUUAUUCCACCUUUACUCCACACACAGAGGCGCAUACAAAGCUCUCCCUCGCCCUCCAUUUGGCAAAUCUGACCAUAACUCUAUCCUCCUGAUUCCUGCUUAUAAGCAAAAACUAAAGCAGGAAGCACCAGUGACUCGGUUAAUAAAAAAGUGGUCAGAUGACGCAGAUGCUAAGCUACAGGACUGUUUUGCUAGCACAGACUGGAACAUGUUCCGGGAUUCUUCAGACAGCAUUGAGGAGUACACCACAUCAGUCACUGGCUUCAUCAAUAAGUGCAUCGAUGAUGUCGUCCCCACAGUGACCGUACGUACAUACCCCAACCAGAAGCCAUGGAUUACAGGAAACAUCCGCACUGAGCUAAAGGGUAGAGCUGCCGCUUUCAAGGAACGGGACUCUAACCCGGACGCUUAUAAGAAAUCCCGCUAUGACCUCCGACGAACCAUCAAACAGGCAAAGAGUCAAUACAGGUCUAAGAUUGAAUCGUACUACACUGGCUCUGACGCUCGUCGGAUGUGGCAGGGCUUGAAAACUAUUACAGACUACAAAGGGAAGCACAGCCGCGAGCUGCCCAGUGACACAAGCCUACCAGACGAGCUAAACCACUUCUAUGCUCGCUUCGAGGCAAGCAACACUGAAGCAUGCAUGAGAGCACCAGCUGUUCCGGAUGACUAUGUGAUCACGCUCUCCGUAGCCGAUGUGAGUAAGACUUUUAAGCAGGUCAACAUUCACAAGGCCGCAGGGCCAGACGGAUUACCAGGACGUGUACUCCGAGCAUGUGCUGACCAACUGGCAAGUGUCUUCACUGACAUUUUCAACAUGUCCCUGACUGAGUCUGUAAUACCAACAUGUUUCAAGCAGACCACCAUAGUCCCCGUGCCCAAGGACUCUAAGAUAACCUGCCUAAAUGACUACCGACCCGUAGCACUGACGUCUGUAGCCAUGAAGUGCUUUGAAAGGCUGGUCAUGGCUCACAUCAACAGCAUUAUCCCAGAAACCCUAGACCCACUUCAAUUUGCAUACCGCCCCAACAGAUCCACAGAUGAUGCAAUCUCUAUCGCACUCCACACUGCCAUUUCCCACCUGGACAAGAGGAACACCUACGUGAGAAUGCUAUUCAUUGACUACAGCUCAGCAUUCAACACCAUAGUGCCCUCUAAGCUCAUCACUAAGCUAAGGAUCCUGGGACUAAACACCUCCCUCUGCAACUGGAUCCUGGACUUCCUGACGGGCCGCCCCCAGGUGGUAAGGGUAGGUAACAACACAUCUGCCACACUGAUCCUCAACACGGGGGCCCCUCAGGGGUGCGUGCUCAGUCCCCUCCUGUACUCUCUGUUCACCCAUGACUGCAUGGCCAGGCACGACUCCAACACCAUCAUUAAGUUUGCCGACGACACAACAGUGGUAGGCCUGAUCACCGACAACGAUGAGACAGCCUAUAGGGAGGAGGUCAGAGAUCUGGCCGUGUGGUGCCAGGACAACAACUUCUCCCUCAACGUGACCAAGACAAAGGAGAUGAUUGUGGACUACAGGAAAAAAAAGAGGACUGAGCACGCCCCCAUUCUCAUCGACGGGGCUGUAGUGGAACAGGUUGAGAGCUUCAAGUUCCUUGGUGUCCACAUCACCAACGAACUAUCAUGGUCCAAACACACCAAGACAGUCGUGAAGAGGGCACGACAAAGCCUAUUCCCCCUCAGGAGACUAAAAAGAUUUGGCAUGGGUCCUCAGAUCCUCUCAAAAUUCUACAGCUGCACCAUCGAGAGCAUCCUGACUGGUUGCAUCACCGCCUGGUAUGGCAACUGCUUGGCCUCCGACCGCAAGGCACUACAGAGGGUAGUGCGUACGGCCCAGUACAUCACUGGGGCAAAGCUUCCUGCCAUCCAGGACCUCUAUACCAGGCGGUGUCAGAGGAAGGCCCUCAAAAUUGUCAAAGACUCCAGCCACCCUAGUCAUAGACUGUUCUCUCUGCUACCGCACGGCAAGCGGUACCGGAGUGCCAAGUCUAGGUCCAAAAGACUUCUCAACAGCUUCUACCCCCAAGCCAUAAGACUCCUGAACAGCUAAUCAUGGCUACCCGGACUAUUUGCACUGCCCCCCCACCCCAUCCUUUUUACGCUGCUGCUACUCUGUUAAGUAUUUAUGCAUAGUCACUUUAACUCUACCCACAUGUACAUAUUACCUCAACUACCUCAACUAGCCGGUGCCCCCGCACAUUGACUCUGCAACGGUACCCCCCUGUUUAUAUAGCCUCCCUACUGUCACUUUAUUUUACUUCUGCUCUUUUUUUUUCCUCAACACUUUUUUUGUUGUUUUAUUUUUUAAUUUUUUUUAAAUAAAUGCACUGUUGGUUAAGGGCUGUAAGUAAGCAUUUCACUGUAAUGUCUGCACCUGUUGUAUUCGCGCAUGUGACCAAUAAAAUUUGAUUUGAUUUGAUUCAACCAAUAUUUAUAUUUUUUUCUUUCAGAUGAGCUGCAUGACUGGGUGUGCAGGAUCAUGGAGAAGGCUGGUAUGGAGUCGUCCGUGACCUUUGAACCCAUGAGGUCCAGAUCCCCUCUCCCACACUACGAUGUCCAGGCUGCUGCCCUGAUCAUCAUCGCCAUGAAGCUGCUCUUCAAACUAGACGACCACACUGAGUGGUAGCUAUGCCGUCUGUUACCUAGAGAGAAAGAGAGAGAGAAAUGUAUUUAAGGGCUUAUUCUCACCGAAUAGUUAUCGGGACAAUUUCAAUUUACAUAAUAUGUACAUACACUUUACAAUUCACAUUAGCGACGGGAAUGUCACGAGCCGACAAGGGGUUCGGUUGACGUUCUUGCUUCGCAGCUCAAAAGUACCGUAAAUUUCACAGUAACCUGGACUCAGGAGGUUAAGCAUUGCAAACUAUUCAACUAGCUAGCUACUAGCUAACGUUAAGCAAGCAACUCUUCAUGCAUCUACCAUAUUACAUUAUUGCAACAAAACCAUAUUACACUCUUGAAUAACGCAACAAUUCACAAGCAUGUGAAGACAAUUAAUAUUUUCGUCUGAACACUAGUCACAUGUUAGCUUCAAGACAAAAGCACAGAUGUUGACUUAUGUAGUUUGACUUGCGUAUCUAAACAUGUUGACUGACAUAUUUCAACAUUUUUAGAUAGUAUCGACAUUAAAAAAAGGUGGCGGGAAUGGGCUUCCAUAGUUUGACGUGGCUCAGUGCAGCUACUGCAACCAUUUCAGAAUGUAACAGGCUGUUACUGCAAUUUCAGGUAAAAACUCAAUAACACAAGUCUCAAAUAUAAGGAAAAUGUCUAGCCUACACAUUUCAGCUUUUUCAAAAACAUUGCUCUGCUAUUACCAUUGAUACUGUAGGAGUGGUGAGCUGAGUGAGACAAUUCUGUUUACACUACCCUGCUCGGAGGGUGGCAACUGUCGGGUGCGACCUCCAGAGGAAGCACUCGAGACGUGAGAACAGUAUUGUCUCUCGAGAACCUCUAGAAAAUGUACCUUUGCUAUCGUCAAUGUGAAAACGGUCUGCCACUCCACAAUAUAACAUUCAUUGACAAUACAUAAUACAGAUUUUAAAACUACAUUGUGGAUCACUCUGGUAGUUUUGAGACACUGUAUGUAAUCAUAGUAGGCAAUUAUAGUACACUAUAUAGUCUGUUAACAAGUCAAUAUUUUGCCACAGUCUAGGAACCACAAUGCUCUUUAGGAAGCUCCAUGUAGACUGAAACAUCAAGUCUGCAUGUCCCUGGUCAUGUAAACUGAGUCACACAGAAAUGUCAUGAAAAGUUUAGAUCACUAUGUCUAUGCUAGAUAUUGCACUUUGGUGAUUGUUUACUACUGCUCAUAUCUAAAGCAGUUCUCCUGUUUGUGUGUUUUUAGGGAUUUGUCCAAUGAUGCAAGUGACAAGAACAAGGAAAAUCCAGGUAAACCUCAGACUCACUUUGGUGUGAUAAAUUGAUAACCAGCCCUUCCUGAUGGCUGCUAUAGAUGUGGGAAGAAAAAAUUAAAAUCAUAAUUGAGAAGGUAUUGAUCUGAAUAAUCUCUCGGGAGAUACAGUGAGGGGAAAAAAGUAUUUGAUCCCCUGCUGAUUUUGUACGUUUGCCCACUGACAAAGACAUGAUCAGUCUAUACUUUUAAUGGUAGGUUUAUUUGAACAGUGAGAGACAGAAUAACAACAAAAAAAUCCAGAAAAACGCAAAUCAAAAAUGUUAUAAAUUGAUUUGCAUUUUAAUUAGGGAAAUAAGUAUUUGACCCCUCUGCAAAACAUGACUUAGUACUUAGUGGCAAAACCCUUGUUGGCAAUCACAGAGGUCAGACGUUUCUUGUAGUUGGCCACCAGGUUUGCACACAUCUCAGGAGGAAUUUUGUUCCACUCCUCUUUGCAGAUCUUCUCCAAGUCAUUAAGGUUUCGAGGCUGACGUUUGGCAACUCGAACCUUCAGCUCCCUCUACAGAUUUUCUAUGGGAUUAAUGUCUGGAGACUGGCUAGGCCACUCCAGGACCUUAAUGUGCCUCUUCUUGAGCCACUCCUUUGUUGCCUUGGCUGUGUGUUUUGGGUUAUUGUCAUGCUGGAAUACCCAUCCACCACCCAUUUUCAAUGCCCUGGCUGAGGGAAGGAGGUUCUCACCCAAGAUUUGACGGUACAUGGCCCCGUCCAUCGUCCCUUUGAUGCGGUGAAGUUGUCCUGUCCCCUUAGCAGAAAAACACCCCAAAGCAUAAUGUUUCCACCUCCAUGUUUGACGGUGGGGGUGGUGUUCUUGGGGUCAUAGGCAGCAUUCCUGCUCCUCCAAACACGGCGAGUUGAGUUGAUGCCAAAGGGCUCUAUUUUGGUCUCAUCUGACCACAACACUUUCACCCAGUUCUCCUCUGAAUCAUUCAGAUGUUCAUUGGCAAACUUCAGACGGGCCUGUAUAUGUGCUUUCUUGAGCAGGGGGACCUUGCGGGCGCUGCAGGAUUUCAGUCCUUCACGGCGUAGUGUGUUACCAAUUGUUUUCUUGGUGACUAUGUUCCCAGCUGCCUUGAGAUCAUUGACAAGAUCCUCCCGUGUAGUUCUGGGCUGAUUCCUCACCGUUCUCAUGAUCAUUGCAACUCCACGAGGUGAGAUCUUGCAUGGAGCCCCAGGCCGAGGGAGAUUGACAGUUAUUUUGUGUUUCUUCCAUUUGCAAAUAAUUGCACCAACUGUUGUCACCUUCUCACCAAGCUGCUUGGCGAUGGUCUUGUAGCCCAUUCCAGCCUUGUGUAGGUCUACAAUCUUGUCCCUGACAUCCUUGGAGAGCUCUUUGGUCUUGGCCAUGGUGGAGAGUUUGGAAUCUGAAUGAUUGAUUGCUUCUGUGGACAGAUGUCUUUUAUACAGGUAACAAGCUGAGAUUAGGAGCACUCCCUUUAAGAGUGUGCUCCUAAUCUCAGCUCGUUAUCUGUAUAAAAGACACCUGGGAGCCAGAAAUCUUUCUGAUUGAGAGGGGGUCAAAUACUUAUUUCCCUCAUUAAAAUGCAAAUCAAUAAAUAACAUUUUUGACAUGUGUUCUUCUGGAUUUUUUUGUUAUUCUGUCUCUCACUGUUCAAAUAAACCUACCAUUAAAAUUAUGAUCAUUUCUUUGUCAGUGGGCAAACGUACAAAAUCAGCAGGGGAUCAAAUACUUUUUUCCCCUCACUGUACAUACUACAUACAGAGGAAUAAACUAAACAGUUAUUUACAUACAGUGCUAUGAAAAAGUAUUUGCCCCCUUUCAAAUUUUCUCUACUUUUGCAUAUUUGUGAUACUGAAUGUUAUCAGAUCUUCAACCAAAACCUAAUAUUAGAUAAAGGGAACAUAAGUGAACAAAUAACACAGCAAUUACAUAUUUAUUUCGUAAACAAAGUUAUUCAACACCCAAUUUCCCUGUGUGAAAAGUAAUUGCCACCUUACACUCAAUAACUGGUUGUGCCACCUUUAGCUGCAAUGACUCCAACCAAAUGCUUCCUGUAGUUGUUGAUCAGUCUCUCACGUCGCUGUGGAGGAAUUAUGGCCCACUCUUCCAUGCAGAACUGCUUUAACUCAGUGACAUGUGGGUUUUCAAGCAUGAACUGCUCGUUUCAAGUCCUGCCACAACAUCUCAAUUGGGAUUAGGUCUGGACUUUGACUAGGCCAUCCCAAAACUUCCAAUUUGUUGCUUUUUAGCAAUUUUCAUGUAGACUUGAUUGUGUGUUUUGGAUCAUUGUCUUGCUGUUUGACCCAGCUGCGCUUCAGCUUCAGCUCACAGACGGAUGGUCUGACAUUCUCCUGUAGAAUUCUCUGAUACAGAUCAGAAUUCAUGGUUCCUUCUAUUAAGGCAAGUCGUCCAGGUCCUGAGGCAGCAAAGCAUCCCCAAACCAUCACCCCACCACCACCACCAUGCUUGACCUUUGGUAUGAUGUUCUUACUGUGGAAUGCAGAGUUUGGUUUUCGCCAGGCAUUACUGGAACCAUGUCGUCCAAAAAGUUAUACUUUUGAAUCAUCUGUCCAUAGAACGUUCUUCCAAGAGUCUUGAUGAUCAUCCAGGUGCUUUUUGGCAAACUUGAGUCAACUUUUUGGAUGAGAUGGGCACAGAUAAUCAUAGUUUAUAUUGUCCUACACAUUGUAAUUAACCUUUUUUUCGUAAAGAGCGGCCAUUGAGGUGUGGUUUUGUCUUUGGAACGGUGGAAUGUUGCCUGUUUGUCUGCAUUCCUUUUGAUUUCUGACUUCCUUUUCAUUCACUUGUAACAUUCCAUUUGAUAUCUUAUCAGCCUCCUGUAGCUCAGUUGGUAGAGCAUGGCGCUUGCAACGCCAGGGUUGUGGGUUCGAUUCCCAUGGGGGGCCAGUAUGAAAAAUGUAUGCACUCACUAACUGUAAGUCGCUCUGGAUAAGAGCGUCUGCUAAAUGACUAAAAUGUCAAAUGAAAAAUAAUAUAAGUGAGAGUAGGUUUGUGAGAGUAGAUUACAUGGCUGGCCUGAAAUAUUUGGGUGGUUUGAGGUGCUAGAGUUUCCCCUUGCUAUUUUCUGUGGUAAUUAAAAAGCAAAUGGAGAAUUCUGACUUCUCUUAAGAAGUAGAGCCCAUUAUGAAGACUUAAAUGAAGUGAGUUCCUAGCGGUAGCCUGUUAUAUAGUUCGGAAAUGGCCCCUUAUUUUGGGAAGUCUUCUCAGUUGGACAAUGCAAAGGCCAAGUGUCCUAAAUUCUGUCUGGCACUCAUCCCUCUCUUUAUGUGCGACAGAUGGGAACAGCUUUAACCUGAGAAGGUGGUACAGGACCAUGCAGACUGCCCUGACCACAGCCGCACGGAGACAGCAGGACAACAUAGCCAGGUGAGACUCCUCUCACUUUUAACUGGCUCUUUCACUGUUCUCUCUCUAAAGUUGGCUGUGCAGAUACUGUGGUCUAGUGGUAACACAUCCGGCUCAAUCACAUAUACUGCUCCCCACCAGAAACGGGUUCAUUUCCUGUGUCCACCCUUCAUCUAUAUCCUCCUCUAUUUCACAAAUGUCUGUAUAAAGCAUAAUAAAAUGCAUUUUUGACUGGUUUUAUUUACCCAUUUUCUUUCCACAGAAAACAUUGGAAGGCCCAGAAACCUCUAUACACCUCGAAGAAAGACAGGCUGGUCGUUCUCAAAAGGAGACGUAGGUGUCACUCAUAUCAGUCUGUUCAGAUGAAGAAGAAAAACAUGUAUGGCAAAUGGGCUGUAAAAAGAGCUGGCACAAACAUGCUGAUGUAUCUACACUCAGUCACUCACUUGCCAACAUAUCAGCGUCAUUCUGCUUUUGCUAAUCUCUCUCUUUUCUCCACCCCAAUCUCACUACACCUUGUCCCUGUCCCUUUCUCUCAACCCCCCCCCCCCCCCCCCUCCCCUUCUCUUUCCCUCACCCACUAACCACACCCUUUUUCCUCACCAUUUCCUGCACCCUCACUCUUCCCCCUCACCCUCUCCAGGUAUUGCAGAGCAGCUCCAGUUGAGUUUCCAGAAACUGUCUGGUUCCCCUGUGGCCCCGCCAUCUUCCCCUCCCUCCAGCUUCUGUUUCUGCUGGGGUGAGGAGGGGGAAGGGGUCCGGGACGGGCCCAGCAUGCACCACCAUACCCUGGACAGCAGCGUCCGGCUGAGAGGGGCAAGCCUCCAGCCCUCCAACCCAGAAUACUGGCACCCAGCCCUGAGGGCCUGCAAGCCCAGGUAAGGCCCAGUGCCCGGUUGCAGCAGCAUACCAACCUGCAUCCCACUGCUGGCUUGCCACUGAAGCUAAGCAGGGUUGGUCCUGGUCAGUCCCUGGAUGGGAGACCAGAUGCUGUUAGAAGUGGUGUUGGAGGGCCAGUAGGAGGCACUAUUUCCUCUGGUCAAAAAAAUAAAAUAUUCCAAUGCCCCAGGGCAGUGAUUGGGGACAUUGCCCUGUGCAGGGUGCCGUCUUUUGGAUGGGAUGUUAAACGGGUGUCCUGACUCUGUGUUCACUAAAGAUCCCGUGGCACUUAUCGUAAGAGUAGGGGUGUUAAAACCCCGGUGUCCUGGUUAAAUUCCCAAUCUGGCCCUCAUACCAUCAUGGCCACCUAAUCAUCCCCAGCUUCCAAUUGGCUCAGUCAUCCCCCCCUCCUCUCCCAUGUAAGUAUUCCUGAGGUUGUUGCUGUAAAUGAGAAUGUGUUCUCAGUCAACUUACCUGCAAAAAUAAGGGUAAAAAAUAACAAAAAUGUAAAGGUAGAGUCAGUGAUGCACAAAGUAAACCACAGAGUCAGCGUAGACCUCUGCAACAAGCAUGAGGCUAAACUUCUCUGCUGAUCCCGCAACUAUCAGCUUGCAGGAGCGGGAAGUGCACCCGUGCACAUGCGCAGCGUCUUGCAUCUGAGUCUGUUUUAAGUUAAUAUUUCCCUUGUUGGGGUGACCCUGAAUCACCUCACCUAAACAUCCUAACUGAUGUCUUUUUUUAAUAAUAUGAUAGCCCUCACCCUCACAUAGACAUACACAUUGCACAGUUCCCAGACUGCUGAGAGCUUGCGGCAGUUGUAUAUGCUGGGUGAAGGAGAGUGGGAAUGCAGGCCUGUAUUCUCUCUCUCCUCUGAUGGGGGCUGUUUUCACUGUCAGCACUGAUCAAAUCUACCAAGCUACCCUUUCCUUUCCACCUUCCUCAGUUUGCUGAGGCUGAAUCCUAUAGUGAUUGAAAACUGAACCCAGCAUUAAUCUACACUCUGCAUUCUGUUGUGGAGGCCGAUUCCCUUCUAACCUGUCCCACAAGGGCUCUUUCAGUUCCACUCGCUAUAGGCUGUAUCUAAACCAUCCCAUUUAAAACCUAGUUUCAGCUAGAGACAGCACUGGCUGUGGGUUUUUCCCAGCAUAUAGGCAGUAGGCAUGCAUAAUAAUGCUUUAGAAAAUGUUUCAGAAUUGUUGUAGACGAUGUAGAGAUGUGACUUGUGAAUAUACAUAUAGAAUCAAAACGUCCAUGACAAGUGCUCUGUUUAAAUAUAGUCUGGAUGAGAGGACCAGGAUGUCUGUCAUAUACUGUUUACACACUGGUUAUUAGCAGUGGUUAAUAAUCGCAUGCACAGGGACGUGAGACAAACUCCAUUUGCAAAUCUGCCAGAUUUUGGUUAUACUUGCAGAAUUUCCAUUGCUCCAUAAAAGUUCAAUUCAACUCUUUCAGAUUGGUCUUUACUGCACACCUCACAGGGAUUGCGCUGCACUAGGCACACUCUACAAAGAGCCAGAGUCAUGUGCCUUCUUUAAAACAACACUGUUGAGUUUUUCUGUCAUGUUUUGUUUUCCCCCUCAGGUUUUGUAAGAGCCACUAUGCGGAGGUAGAGGUCACUCUCCCCAGGAUGUACGUGUGGUUGUUGGGCCUCUUCUCCUUCCUCCUGGGGGUGAAACCUGGCUGUGUAUACGAAGAGGUACUGAAGGUGGAGAGGCGCUUCCUCAGGUGCAGCAAGUCCCAGCCCAGGGCAAGAGCUACGCCCAGAAAGACACAGCCCAAAAAACAGCCCAAACGCAAACAAACCAGAAAAACAUGUUCUAGGUGACUAAAGAGAGAGUGACUUCAUCGGGACCAACUACUGUGGUUUAUUUAUGUACCAUAUUGCCAUGCAUUACUGCGGUUCUUGUAUCAAUGCAAAUUGAUUAUGUGCCUUUUUGUACAAAUUGCCUCAUUGCAUUGCCAUGGAUGAAUGGCAAUGUUCCUGUGAUUUACAAUUUACUUUUGAAAUUAUAUUAAACUGUUCUGUUAUUAGUGUUAUAAGUAGCUCUGUUCAUUAAAUAAUGCCUGACAUUUUAGGCUAAGUACAGGCUGUGAGAGAGCACUGUUAUUAUUCCAAAUGUGCGUGUUACUUCAGUUUUUAAUGUGAUGGACAUGUAAUAGGUGUUACCUGCAAUUAGUGUGGUUUUGGAAUAAUUUGUUCCGAGUCUCAGGCACUUCUCUCUACGAAACUGGUAUGUAUCGGUUUUUGUGAGCCUCAUCAAGCUAUUUCCUAGGCCUAUGUGCGUUUACCUGAAACCCCGCCCAUUGUCACAGCAAGCCAAUCGCGUGGCCUAUCGCAGGUAAAACUUCGGCUCCAGCUCAUAGAUCGAGAAAAGCCGAAUAAACUAGUUCUGGAGUACACGGUUGACAUACAUUUUAACUACCAGCAUCUCGUGUUUUUUAAAAUAGUUGACGUAUCGGAAUUACCGUUCCAACUUGAAAGUCCAGUCCGCCGGAGCGAAAUGACACAGGAGCUUGGCAAGUAAGUAGGCCUACACGGUCCAGUUGUAUACAGGUGUGCAAUACUGUAUGAAUGACGAUCUUCCAUAGCCUAACUAUCCAGGUAGCCUAAGUAAACUAGUGUAAGCUACUGGAUCACAAUUGUCAUUUAAAAAAUAUUUUUCGUAUUAUUCUUACAGAUGUAUUUAAGCUUGUUUAAUGCUGAUCCUGUAAAUGUUUUGAACUGGGCUUCAUUUAAUAAUAUUUUUAGCAUUUAGAAAACAUUCGAAGGAAAUCUAUUCAAUUAAUGGCAGUUUGAUUGUGUAUUGAACUUCUUAGACAAUGUACACAAACAAAUACUGACACAAUUAAAUCGUCUCAUUUCUGUACCUGGCAUCUUAUAUUUAAACAAAACGAUGAAAUUGAUUUGCUCCUAAGCAUAGACAUUAGUCUGACUGCCAUGACACAGACAGCGAAUUGAAUACCUGUCUUGCUGUUAGAGCAGGAUAAGAGAUCUGUCAAGCGUGCUACUGCCUGAAGGUAACACUUACAAUAAUAAUAAUAUGGCAUUUAGCAGACGCUUUUAUCCAAAGCGACUUAUGCGAAAAUGCAUGAAUACAUUUUUGUGUAUGGGUGGUCCCGGGGCUCGAACCUACUACCUUGGCGUUUCAAGCGCCGUGCUCUACCAGUUGAGCUACAGAGGAUCAAGCCUACUGCUCACUCUAUGGGACUCUUUCUGUCCGUGUAAAACAUAACAUUUAAGAGGUUAGGGCUAUUAUUGGGCAUAGUGAGGGGGAUUCUGAACUUAAAAUGUUGGACUUGUCCCACUGUGCAGAAAGGGGGAUUCUGAACUAAAUGUUGAUCUGUCCCACUGUGCAGAGAGAGGUGGAUUCUGAACGUAAUGUUGGACUGGCCCACUGUGCAAAAAGAGGGGGAUUCUGAACUUAAUGUUGGACUGUCCCGCUGUGCAGAAAGAGGGGGAUUUGGCCUCCCGAGUGGCCCAUCGGUCUAAGGCACUGCAUCGCAGUGCUUGAGGGGUCACUACAGACCUGGGUUGCUUCCCAGGCUGUCACAGCCGGCCGUGACCAGGAGACCCAUGAGGUGGCGCACAAUUGACCCAGCGUCGUAUGGGUUAGGAGGGUUUGGCCGGCUCGGAUUUCCUUGUCCCAUCGUGCUCUAGCGACUCCUUGUGGCGGGCCGGGCGCCUGCAAGCUGACUUCGGUUGCCAGCUGGAGGGUGUUUCCUCCGACACACUGGUGCGGCUGGCUUCCGGGUUAAGCAAGCAGUGUGUCAAGAAGCAGUGCGGCUUGGCAUGGUUGUGUUUCAGAGGACGCAUGGCUUUCGACCUUCGCCUCCCCCGAGUCCGUAGGGGAGUUGCAGCGAUGGGACAAGACUGUAACUACCAAUUAGAUAUCACAAAAUUGGGGAGAACAAAAAGAGGGGGGGGUUCUAAACUAAAUGUUGGACUGUCCCACUGUGCAGAAAGAGGGGGAUUCUGAACUUAAUGUUGGACUGUCCCACUGUGCAGAAUGGGAGGGGUUCUGAAUCUGAAUUUACUCUCGGACUGUCCUACUGUGCAGAAAUAGGGGGGUUCUAAAUCUGAACGUAAUGUUGGACUGUCUCACUGUGCAGAAAGAGGGGUGUUCUGGUGCUCCAGAAUGAGCCGUCGUACAGCGGUGGUCAGCGGCAGGCACUCACUGAGGAUGACGAGGCAUGGAGGACCUUCCUGGAGAACCCCCUGACGGCCGCCUCCAAGGCCAUGAUGAGCAUCAAUGGAGAUGAGGACAGUGCCAACGCUCUGGGCCUCCUCUACGACUACUACAAGGUACCUUAUAUAUUCCUACUAUAUUACUACUACUAUAUACCCACUAUACUAUAAAGAUUCUAUAAGUACCUCCACCGCCAUAGAUGUAUCAUAGAUGUGUGAUAAUAAUGUAUUAAAUUACUUUUCUAGGUGCCACGAGAUAGGAGACCGAAUGGACAGCCCAAAACAGAAGAGCUCCUGGGCGAUGCUGAUCCAAACAAAAUGUAAUGAAUCUCCUUAGUUAUGAUGUUGUUAUCCAGUUAUGACUUAUCAUACUUGACUUUAUAUUUACUGUAAAUCGAGAAAAAGUGUGUUGAAGUAAAGAAAGCUGUGUUCUGAGAUGACCUUUACUCUGAUCAUCUCCUCAGAAAAUUCAUGGUGCCACUCCAAGACUCUCCCCUGAGGACCGUCCCUCGCAACACCGUGGUCCAGGGCAGCAGCCAACCCAGCCGGAUGGACAAGACCCGGGCUCUCUACCCAGCCUCAGACUCCAUAGUCUGCCUGUCCACCACCUCCAGCCCUCCCUCCUACUCCAUCAGCACAGGGCGGACCCUGGCCCCAUUGGGCCUCCCCCCUGGACUCCACAGUUCCCAGUCCGACGGAAUGGCCUUCAGUCGCCAGCUCAACCACAGCCAGUACAGCCCCAGAGCUAAGAGCCUCACCCCCAAUUCCACCUACACAGAGCCCUACAAGGACAGCUCCAAUGAGGUAGGUCCUCUAACUGUUACUCCAGAACCAGAUUGAACCAGAGCAUAAUUUUACACUGAGCAGUGCAAGCCUCUCCUGGAGCUGUACUGCUUACACCUAGGUUUCAUUGAAAUGAAUGAAAGCGUCUCACGCUCUGUAAAAGUAGCAGGCUUGUGAGAAUCAGCCUAUUCACUUUUAUGGAGCCAAGGAGGCAUCAUCCAUAUUUUCAUUGAUCUAUGGGGUUGUAGUGUAAUAUGUAAUGGUCACCUAUACAGAUUAUUAUGGGUGCCUCCCAAAUGGCACCAUAUUCCCUAUAGUGCACUAUAAAGCCAAGUGAAUAGGGUGCCAUUUGGGUCACAUCCUAUGUCUAUGGUGCUAAUGUUCCCCUGGAAUGUUUUGUUGUGACCCACAGGUCUUCCCUCUGUCGGAGGAGCUCCAACAACGCAUGGCCUCCAUUCCUCCCGGUGGAUACCCUUACUACAGCUCGACAGCAAGGUAACAUACUCAGUCAAACAUGGGAUAGAGACAGUCACUGAGAGACAAAUUCCUGUAAAAGGCCAAAUAAAUGAACUGAACUUAGUGUGUUUUCAAAAAUGCUUUCAUAGUCACCAGACAUCAGGAUGUAUGAUGACGAAGAAUUCUCUCUCUAUCUCAGUCAACACUUUGAGUACAUGCUGGAGGCUCCCCAGUCUAUCCGGCCCAAGAGCGGCAGUGGCCAGAUGAGUUACCUGAACAAGGGCCAGUUCUACCCUAUCACCCUGAGAGAGCUAGGGGGCCCCCCGGUCCCACCCCACCUCAAUGGAGAAUUCCGGGUAUGAGCUUCUCUAUUGUAUCUCUUCUAUUUCUAUUCUUAUCGCUCGCUCUCUCUCUUUCUCUCCCCCCCUCCUCCCUUCUCUCCUCUUCCUCUUUCUUCCCCCUCCUCUCUCCCUCUUCUCGCCCCUACUCUUCUUUCCUCCAGGAGGGCUGUCUUUCUCGCCCCUCUCCUUUUCUCCCCCCAUCUCUCUCUCUUCUCUCUCCCCUCUCUCUCACAUUCUCACCAUCUCUCUUUUCUUUCUUCUCCCCCUCUCUCUCUCUCUCUCUUCCCCUCUCUCUCUUCUCUCCCCUCUCUCUCUUUCUCUCCCCUCUCUCUCUUUCUCUCCCUCUCUUUCUUUCAUCUCUCUUUCCUGACUUCUUAUCUAUUUCUAUUCUACAAGUAUCUAGUGUGUCUCUAGGUUUGGGAAAUGUUUUGGGAAUUACUUACUGAUGGAAUAUUUCAGAGUGUGGUGAUGCUGGUGUUUGGAGAGGAAAAGUUCACAGAUGACCAGCUCAAACACUGGAGAUACUGGCACAGCAGACAGCACACAGCCAAGCAGCGCUGCAUUGAUAUUGGUGAGGGGUUACACACACACAUUCAUGCAUACACACACUGCACGCAUACGCACACACAACCGUGUGCAUGCACACACUCUCUCUCACACUAGGGCUGCACAAUUAAUCGAAUUCACAUCGAAAUCGAAAUAUUGACGUGCAAUAUUCAUAUCGCAAGAAAUCCAUAUCGCACGCAAUAUUUUGAAAGGCAUUUCAGCCGUGUGCAACGUCCCUUUUUAUAAUUGACUACGUUUUUCUCCUCUUGUGGCCUCUUUCUGCACACAUCAACCCGAGCCCUGUCACUCAAGCAGUGCAGUUCCUCUUCCUCGCUGUUAGAUUCACUAUAAGUUUGCAUGCUGUUGUGUUAGGUCAAAUGCAGUCAACCGAUUGUUCCAAACAAUAACGAUGCUGCUUUACCCACACACAAAUACACACACACACACACACACACACACACAACCAAAACAGUCACACUAUGUUCUCAGAAUCAGUAUGUAAACAUUAUUGUUUGUGUGUAAAACAUCCUGUUGUAUCUCUUCCCUGUUUGUUCAUCCCAGCUGACUACAAAGAGAGCUUCAAUACGAUCGCCAGUAUUGAGGAGAUCGCCUACAAUGCCAUCUCUUUCACAUGGGACACUAAGGACAAGCCACGGGUAAAAGAGGCCAAUAUCAUGUGGCAGCAGAAAUCUUUGUGUGAAGAUUUUGGGCUCUGGGGUGAAGUUUCCCCUGGGUACAGAUCUAGGAUCAGCUUGCCCUCCCCAAUCUUAACCUUAACCAAUGGUGUAAAAAAUGCCAAACUGACCCAAGAUCAGCGUCUAGAGGCAGCUUCACUCUACACCAGAUUUAGGAGCAAAAUGUAUGUCUAUGUUUUGUCAGAAAAAGAAAGUAGUUACAAACAAUCUCCAGCAGGGGGAGACAUACACAAGUAAAUCAAUCAUACACAACACUUUGAAACAACCCAGGACUAUAGUUACUAGAGACUACAAUUUUCUACCUUGGUUUUCUACCUGCAUGAAAGAAAUGUCAUACUCAAUGGAAAUAAACCCAUAAAUGUGCAUCAGAACUGUUCAUUCAAAAAUAUUUAUCUAAUUCAUUCAAAUGUAAAACAUUCUGUCUAUUACUACUCUACCCUGCUAUUUUUUGGUAUGUUUUCAUGUCAUUAUUGGUGCUUUUAUGCAAUGUUUUUAAUGUGUUGCAUGUGAGCCUCAUGCUUUUCUGUCCAAUGUAAAUUGGAUGAACAAUAAAAUGUUUAGAAUUUGAAUCCUCACGUGCCUUGAUCUUUGCCCCCUCAGGUGUUUGUGUCAGUGAACUGUCUGAGUACAGACUUCUCCCCUCAAAAAGGAGUGAGGGGCCUUCCUCUCAACCUCCAGAUUGACACCUACAGCUGUGGUAACCAUGGUGAAAAGCUAGUGCACAGAGCCUACUGCCAGAUCAAGGUGUUCUGUGACAAAGGUGCCGAGAGGAAGAUCCGAGACGAGGAGAGGAAGCAGACUCAAAGGAAGGGAAGGGGACAGGAGACAACUGCAGCCUGUGAGUACAGUACACCUGAUUUAAGUCAGACACAUACAUAUAGAUAGAUAGAUAGAUAGAUAGAUAGAUAGAUAGAUAGAUAGAUAGAUAGAUAGAUAGAUAGAUAGAUAGAUAGAUAGAUAGAUAGAUAGAUAGAUACAUACAUACAUACAUACAUACAUACAUACAUACAUACACAUACAGUGCAUUCGGAAAGUAUUCAGACCCCUUGACUUUUUCCACAUUUUGUUACGUUACAGCCUUAUUCUAAAAUUGACUAAAUCGUUUUCCCCCCUCAUCAAUGUACACACAAUACCCCAUAAUGACAAAGCAAAAAGAGGUUUGUAGAUUAUUUUGCUAAUUUAUAAAAAAUCCAAAACUGAAAUAUCAUAUUUACAUAAGUAUUCAGACCCUUUUCUCAGUACUUUGUUGAAGCACCUUUGGCAGCGAUUACAGCCUCGAGACUUCUUGGGUAUGACGCUACAAGCUUGGCACACCUGUAUUUGGGGAGUUUCUCCCAUUCUUCUCUGCAUAUCCUCUCAAGCUCUGUCAGGUUGGAUGGGGAGCGUCGCUGCACAGCUAUUUUCAGGUCUCUCCAGAGAUCGGGUUCAAGUCUGGGCUCUGGCUGGAGCAGGUUUUCAUCAAGGAUCUCUCAGUACGUUGCUCCGUUCAUCUUUCCCUCGAUCCUGAAUAGUCUCCCAGUCCCUGCCGCUGAAAAACAUCCCCACAGCAUGAUGCUGCCACCACCAUGCUUCACCGUAGGGAUGGUGCCAGGUUUCCUCCAGACGUGACGCUUGGCAUUCAGGCCAAAGAGUUCAAUCUUGGUUUCAUCAGACCAGAGAAUCUUGUUUCUCAUGGUCUGAGAGUGCUUUAGGUAUCUUUUGUGAGGAGUGGCUUCCCUCUGGCCACUCUACCAUGAAGGCCUGAUUGGUGGAGUGCUGCAGAGAUGGUUGUCCUUCUGGAAGGUUCUGCCAUCUCCACAGAGGACCUCUGGAGCUCUGUCAGAGUGACCAUUGGGAUCUUGGUCACCUCCCUGACCAAGGCCCUUCUCCCCUGAUUGCUCAGUUUGGCUGGGCGGCCAUCUCUAGGAAGAGUCUUAUUGGUUCCAAACUUCUUCCAUUUAAGGAUGAUGGAGGCCACUGUUUUCUUGGGGACCUUCAAUGCUGAAAAUAAAUAAAUGGUACCCCUCCCCAGAUCUGUGCCUCGACACAAUCCUGUCUCGGAGCUCUACGGACAAUUCCUCCGACCUCAUGGCUUGGUUUUUGCUCUGACAUGCACUGUCAACUGUGGGACCUGAUAUAGACAGGUGUGUGCCUUUCCAAAUCAUGUCCAAUCAAUUGAAUUUACCACAGGUGUACUCCAAUCAAGUUGUAGAAACAUCUCAAGGAGGAUCAAUGGAAACAGCAUGCACCUGAGCUCAAUUUUGAGUCUCAUAGCAAAGGGUCUGAAUACUUAUGUAAAUAAGGUAUUUCAGUUAUAAAAAUUUUAUAAAUUAGCAAAGAUUUCUAAAAACCUGUUUUCGCUUUGUCAUUAUGGGGUAUUGUGUGUAGAUUGCUGAGAUUUUUAUUUAUUUAAUCCAUUUUAGAAUAAGGCUGUAACUUAACAAAAUUUGGAAAAAGUUAAGGGGUCUGAAUACUUUCCGAAGGCACUGUAUAUAUAUAUAUAUAUAUAUAUAUAUAUAGUUUAAUCUCUCGUGGACAGACAACGUAAACAUAAAUUGUACUGUAGAUCUGUUAUGAUACAUGUGAGAUAACGAGCAGCAUUAAGAAUGAAACACAUCGAGAAUCUCACUGCCGAUAGGUAAACAGUGCGAGGCCGUUCCUUCUCUCGCUCGGUACCUGCUGCGUGCCAACCCGUAUAGCGACAAACCUGCCAUAUCUACUUGAAGAAUCACAAUUAUCGUCAGUGGCCAACAACUUGACUUUGAGCCAAUCCGAAAGCAUGAGCCCCCACGUGGGGGAGCCAACAGAAGUGACAACAAAAAGGCAAAAAGAGGGCAUUUUCUCCUUAUAUCCACGGUUAAAUGUCAUGAGCCAGUCACACUUUAUAUGCAGUGUAGGCUAUGGGAUGGUAGCUAGCUAAGUGCACAGAUGCAAUGCACACAACACUAAAUACUUCCUCCAAGCUUGCUAACCACUGUAGCUACUAUUGACAUUAUAAUUAAGUCAUAAUGGAUUAGUUUCCAUGAAACAGCUGCCUGUGUUAGCUGCCGAGUUAGUGCAGUGUCCUUAGAUAGCUAGCUAUGUUGUGCUAGCUAACGAAUAUGCUAAUGUUAGUUAGCUAGCUAUACAUUUGGCUAUGGGCUGGCACUGGCAGUAUGGGAUUAUGGAGAGUGAAUUAAAUUGUUUGUUUGUCAUCUGGCUAGUAUCAUCAAGGGCUUUCUACAAAAUAGCAACAUUAGCUCAGCUAGCUAGCUUGCUAACAUUGGCAUCUAGACCAUAACCUAAGCAACACACGCAGACAUGCAUUGCCAAACAAGGCUACUGCCACCUUUUGGUUUGGAGUAUUUUAACAAGGCUUUGUGGCUGACGACUUCAAUGUCUUUGCUGUGUGAACACAAAAGAGAUUGACUCCCGACACUGUUCAGAGGUGUAAUUACUUUCAGCUGGCGAACGGUAGACAAUCCUGUGUGUGUCCCUGCUCUUAGUUCCGGUGCUUUGGACAAAUCACGAUUUCGCUGGUGUUAGCUUAUUUUGGCUUUCGGAAGGGUAGGGGACAUUUGGCCUAUAGACUUGCCUGUAACUUGCAAAGAGAGAGGGUGGAGUUCUUCAGUCCUGUUCUCUUAACACGUAUGGACCCAGAACUUAAUCCAACAUCUGACCAAUUACGCAAGACUUUAGUUCUGUGUUAACUGAGAUUAAUAUAUAGUGCUUUUAACAAAUAUAUUUUUCUUUGUGUGAUUCACAAAAUCCUGUACUCAACUAACCCCUAAAAAGCAAGCUAGGGAAACAGCAUGUCAAGGGUAAAAAACUCAGUCUCUAGAGUUGAUAUACAAUAGUAGACAUGUCUCAAUAAAAUAAAAACACCUUGAAGAAAAGGAAAAGCACUUGUUCUUUGCAACAGCAACAGUCCCAUUUGUCUCUUCUCACAACCGAUGGUGGAGUGCCCAGAGUGGAGGGCCCCUAUUCUAGUGAGCGAGACUAGUGUCCCAUCCUGCUCCCAUGUUAACCCCUCUACCUCUCCCUGCUGUCCUGUCACAGAUGUGGAAGACCCUCUGAAGCUGAAGCAUGUGGACAUAACAUUGUUCAAAGCCAUGAGUGAUAUGGACUCCCAGCCGGUCCUCUUUAUCCCUGAGGUCCACUUCCCCAGCACCCAGCGCCACCACGUAAGACCUACAUUACAUGGAAGGAUAAAACAAUUAAAAUAUAAGGCAUUAAACCUCUCUCUUAAGGCCUCCAUUGUACCGAUAUUGUAUCUAAAUCCAAAUAGGUUUUCUAGAAAGCUACUAAGAGAGGCCCAUCCUAUGUUUAAAACCUUACAUUUUCAGUGGAUUGACAAUGUAUCCCUGUUUUAAAGUAUCCUUAUUUUUAAAUAAAGUCAUACAGAGUUGGCAACAAUUUCAAUUUCAUCCUCCAGAAAAGGUAGAUCUAAUAUUACAGAAAAUAAUAUGGCUAAACUGCAAUAUAUUGAUUGAGAAGAAAAACACAUGGGGGGGGGGAGUUACUAGAAGGGUAUAAUAUUUAUGAAGGACAUUGUAAACAAAAAUUGUAAAAUUAUGUCACACAAGCAACUAAUAAGUGUGUAUGGAGGUGUAUGCUCAAUACAAAAUUAUAACCAACUCAUCACGACUCUGCCACAAAAUUGGAAGAGACAAUUACUUAAAGAAGAUAUUAAAGAAUUAGUCUACCUGCCACCUAUUAAAAAUCAUAAAUGGCUUAAAAUGCUUAGUAUAAAUCAUUUUUUUGAUCAAUUUCACUUAAAGUCAAAAGGUUUGACAGCAAUACUGUAUACAUUUCAAGUCCGUUGGGAACAGCGUUUUGAUGUCCCAAUUCCUUGGCAUCGGGUCUAUGAACUGACAUAUAAAACAACAAUUGACACCUCAAUCCGUUUGUUUAAACUAUUAUAUAAAAUACUUGCUACAAAAAGAAUGCUCAAUAUAUGGGGCAUUGAAUAGUCAGCCUUGUGCAGACUGCCACGAGGAAACAGAAUCAAUAGAACAUAUUUUCUUGUACUGUCCAUCGGUGGCUCGCUUUUGGAGUCAGGUCCAGGAAUGGUUGUUAUGUCAUAAUAUCAGGGUUCAGAUGGACCUGCAAACUGUAUUGUUAGGGGAUCUGAAAAACCACAAUCAGUCAAUGAGAAAUAUAAUUAUACUCUUGGGUAAAGUAUUUAUUUUUAGACAUGUUAUAAAUAGGGAGGUUCAGGACCCUCAUAAGUCAUCAUAGUAAAAUGGAGGAAUGUAUUGCAAAAGGAAAUAGCUAAAUGGCAUUAUACUGGGAAAGAUGGGUUAAUCUGUGGACAUCGGAGGGUUGGCAUUAAGAUCAGAAUGAAUGGUGGAUUGGCCGCUGUGGGUGAAAAUCCAGCACUUGAAGAAAGAGGAGAUUAGGAAUAUAUUUAUAAUAUAUUUAACUACAGGUACCGUAGAUGAGAGCGAAAUAGCUGUAAGUAGCAGUAGAAGUAUUGAGGGGAUAAAUAAAGGGGAUUAGAAAUUAUGCAAACAAUUAAAUUAAUAGAACCGACAAUCUAUCUGAAAUAUUAAAGCUGAUCUACCCCACCCCCAAAAAUAUAUAAAAUAAUUCUACCUUACCCAUAUUUAGGGUUGCAAAAUUCUAGUAACUUUUCCAAAGUUCCCGGACUUUUUAGAAAUACCAGUUGGAGGAUUCCUGGAAUCAAGAGGGAAUACGCAGGGAGGGAAUCCUCCAACUGGGAAUCCUCUAACUGGGAUUUCUGGAAAAACCUGGGAACUGCCCAUGUUACACUGCAACAUAUCGUCAAACUGACCAUAGUCUCUAGGGACGUUUUGUUUUUAGCCUUUGCUAGGACCGAGCAACAUUUUCAUGGAUAAUUUGUAAUACAAAUUAGUUUUAAAAAAAAUAGACACCUGGUUGCAUACAUGGGCACCCAUGACAAUACUGCUGAUUCAUUUAAAUACAAAAAUCUGCUGAAAUACAGGAGUAAAGCUCAUCAUUUAUAACAAGACUUACUUACAUUUGUGUGAGAUCACAUGUAAAUACAUGAGGGGGGGAAAUGUCAUUUUUGAGACAUAUUUUCAGAAAAUUUCAUGAGACAUGUUGUGCAACAUAAAGAACACAAAGGAGUAUACAAACUAAGAGACAGCAGUCCUCAAAUAGGGGUGCUUGUGCUACACUGACUGGAGAGUUUCAGUGGAGUUGGUUUGAGACAGUAGUAGCUGAACAAAUAGCCCAGGUAAAGAACUUACAGUGGGGGGAAAAAGUAUUUAGUCAGCCACCAAUUGUGCAAGUUCUCCCACUUAAAAAGAUGAGAGAGGCCUGUAAUUUUCAUCAUAGCUACACGUCAACAAUGACAGACAAAUUGAGGGAAAAAAAUCCAGAAAAUCACAUUGUAGGAUUUUUAAUGAAUUUAUUUGCAAAUUAUGGUGGAAAAUAAGUAUUUGGUCACCUACAAACAAGCAAGAUUUCUGGCUCUCACAGACCUGUAACUUCUUCUUUAAGAGGCUCCUCUGUCCUCCACUCGUUACCUGUAUUAAUGGCACCUGUUUGAACUUGUUAUCAGUAUAAAAUACACCUGUCCACAACCUCAAACAGUCACACUCCAAACUCCACUAUGGCCAAGACCAAAGAGCUGUCAAACGACACCAGAAACAAAAUUGUAGACCUGCACCAGGCUGGGAAGACUGAAUCUGCAAUAGGUAAGCAGCUUGGUUUGAAGAAAUCAACUGUGGGAGCAAUUAUUAGGAAAUGGAAGACAUACAAGACCACUGAUAAUCUCCCUCGAUCUGGGGCUCCACGCAAGAUCUCACCCCGUGGGGUCAAAAUGAUCACAAGAACGGUGAGCAAAAAUCCCAGAACCACACGGGGGGGCCUAGUGAAUGACCUGCAGAGAGCUGGGACCAAAGUAACAAAGCCUACCAUCAGUAACACACUACGCCGCCAGGGACUCAAAUCCUGCAGUGCCAGACGUGUCCCCCUGCUUAAGCCAGUACAUGUCCAGGCCCAUCUGAAGUUUGCUAGAGUACAUUUGGAUGAUCCAGAAGAGGAUUGGGAGAAUGUCAUAUGGUCAGAUGAAACCAAAAUAGAACUUUUUGGUCAAAACUCAACUCGUCGUGUUUGGAGGACAAAGAAUGCUGAGUUGCAUCCAAAGAACACCAUACCUACUGUGAAGCAUGGGGGUGGAAACAUCAUGCUUUGGGGCUGUUUUUCUGCAAAGGGACCAGGACGACUGAUCCGUGUAUAGGAAAGAAUGAAUGGGGCCAUGUAUCGUGAGAUUUUGAGUGAAAACCUCCUUCCAUCAGCAAGGGCAUUGAAGAUGAAACGUGGCUGGGUCUUUCAGCAUGACAAUGAUCCCAAACACACCGCCCGGGCAACGAAGGAGUGGCUUCGUAAGAAGCAUUUCAAGGUCCUGGAGUGGCCUAGCCAGUCUCCAGAUCUCAACCCCAUAGAAAAUCUUUGGAGGGAGUUGAAAGUCCGUGUUGCCCAGCGACAGCCCCAAAACAUCACUGCUCUAGAGGAGAUCUGCAUGGAGGAAUGGGCCAAAAUACCAGCAACAGUGUGUGAAAACCUUGUGAAGACUUACAGAAAACGUUUGACCUGUGUCAUUGCCAACAAAGGGUAUGUAAAUAUAACAAAGUAUUGAGAAACUUUUGUUAUUGACCAAAUACUUAUUUUCCACCAUAAUCUGCAAAUAAAUUCAUAAAAAAUCCUACAAUGUGAUUUUCUGGAUUUUUUUUUCUCAUUUUGUCUGUCAUAGUUGACGUGUACCUAUGAUGAAAAUUACAGGCCUCUCUCAUCUUUUUAAGUGGUAGAACUUGCACAAUUGGUGGCUGACUAAAUACUUUUUCCCCCACUGUAAGUAGUUUUUUGGGUGUAUCUGUACUUUACUUUACUAUUAAAAUUUGUACUUUUACUUCAUUACAUUCCUAAAGAAAAUAAUGUACUUUUUACUCCAUACAUUUUCCCUGACACCCAAAAGUACUCGUUACAUUUUGAAUGCAUAGCAGGAAAGGAAAAUGGUGCAAUUCUCGCACUUAUCAAGAGAACAUCCCUGGUCAUUCCGACUGCCUCUGAUCUGGCGGACUCACUAAACACACAUGCUUCUUUUGUAAAUUAUGUCUAAGUGUUGGAGUGUGCCCCUGGCUAUCCAUAAAUUUAAAAAACAAGAAAAUGGUGCUGUCUGGUUUGCUUAAUAUUAGGGAUUGUAAAUUAUUUAUACUUUUACUUGUACAUUUGAUACCUAAGUAUAUUUUAGCAAUUACAUUUACUUUUGAUACUUAAGUACAUUUAAAACCAAAUACUUUUAGACUUUUACUCAAGUAGUAUUUUACUGGAUGACUUUCACUUUUACUUGAGUCAUUUUCUAUAAAAAGUAUUUUUUUUGUAUGACAGUUGGGUACUUUUUCCACCACUGCUUAUUAGCAGUCGUUAUUUGCAUAGAUGUCAGUAUAAGAUAUGGAUAUCGGGUAUCUAAUCUUGCUCUUUGUCCUUUAUCAGGCAUGCCUAUCAGAUGACGGUGAGGAUGGGUGUGUACAAUUCCUCUUUUAGACAAGAAUUGUAAAAUCUGGUAACAUGUAUAGAUGCUACAAAUGGCUAUAAACGUAAUAAUGAAAUAAUUGAAAAUGGUGUAUACCCAUAAUAAGUGAUUAACUGCAUUUUCCAUACUCGUCCAGACUCAUGAUAGUCAUACAUGUUGUGUUUGUUUUGCUGCAGCUUGGGGCAGAAGAGACUGCUCGACUAUGAUGAGGACUUUGACUCAGCCCCUCACAAGAGAGCCAGGAGGGAGGAGCCAGAGAAAGGUACAUCAAAUAGUAGAGACAUAUGCAGACAGACAGACAGACAGAGUGAAAAAGAGACGGUUUAGUGAAGAGAAGGCAUAAACCGGAGAGAGAAUUAUAGAACGAGGGAGCAAAAGAGAGAGAAUGAGUGAGGGAGAGAGAAUUCAAAAUAGCAUGAGAGAGAGGGAGAAAUGCUUUCUGCACUGUAGUUGUGUUUGUUGCUCUGGCUGCUGUUGUUCAGGCUGCUCCCACCUAGUUCAGCUGACUGAAUUUAUGUAAACACAGGCCACGUGGCUUCCAAAGCCCCCCUCCCACUCUAGAUGCACAAAACACAACACACAAACACACUCAACCGGUGUGGAACGUGAUCAUUUCCCUGACAUGUAGACCAAACGGGAUUGUUUUUUUCCCCAGUCACGUGUGUGGGGCGGAAAGGUUCUAAGAAUGAUUAGGGUCUGUUUGAUGUUUGGUGUGGUCUCUCUCAGACUAGUCUAUUGCUGACCAGGCUCAUAGUCAAUUCCCAAGACGCCAGCGUGAAAGGAGCAAAGAGCAAUUACAGUCAGUCAAUGGUCCAGCCUGCUCUCAGUAUAACAAAGGAGUGUCCAAAAUGCCUCCCUAUCCUGGGCUAUGGUCAAAAGUAGUGCACUAUAUAGGGAAUAGGGUGCCAUUUCAGAGACAGUCCAUGUUAACUGAGUUUCACUAUCUUUAUGGGGGGUGAGAGUGGCAGUUGUUUCAGCAUGAAAACACACCACAACCAUGGAAACGUCACCCAGCAGGAUAUUAGGGCAAUACUGUAGUAGUUACCUCAGUGACUUGACUGAGAGAGAAACCCACACAGUAUUUUUGUGUGUGAAACUGUCUCACACCCAUGUCAAAAAAAAUACCUUGUGUGUAAUCCCACCUCUAUUUGCUUAUGGCAACUCUCCCUCACACUGGGGGUUGGUGUGGUAUCUGACUGUACCUCUCCCUCACACUGGGGGUUGGUGUGGUAGUAUCUCACUGGGUUGGUGUGGAAUUUGAAUGUACCUCUCCGUCACACUGUGGGGGUUGGUGUGGUAUCUGACUGUGGGGGUUGGUGUGGUAUCUGACUGUGGGGGUUGGUGUGGUAUCUGACUGUGGGGGUUGGUGUGGUAUCUGACUGUACCUCUCCCCCCCACUAUGGGGGUUGGUGUGGUAUCUGACUGUGGGGGUUGGUGUGGUAUCUGACUGUGGGGGUUGGUGUGGUAUCUGACUGUACCUCUCCCCCGCACUAUGGGGGUUGGUGUGGUAGGCAAUCUUUUGGUGUGGUAUCUGACUGUUGGUUUCGUCUCUCUCUGUGUUCCUCUAGUGCUGCUCUACGUCCGUAAGGAGACAGAGGAGGUGUUUGAUGCUCUGAUGCUGAGGACGCCCACUAUGGCAGGACUACUGGAGGCUGUGAGCAGAUGUUGUUGGGUUCCAAAGAACCUUUGUUUUUGCAAAAGUAUUUUCAGAACUCCUCGACUUUCGAAGAUGAGUCUAAAAUAAAUAUAUUUAGCUCAGAAUGUCUUCUUUGACAUUACUGUAUUUAUACUAGGGAUAUAAUUUCUCAACAGGCAAAGUUAAAAAAUAGCUGGAGUGGGACUUUAAUACUUGUGAAUACUUGUCUGAUAAGUGUUGUAUGUUUUGAGUGUGUGCCAAAUGAAUGACCUUGAUUUUUCCCCCAUGGGUUUAAAUACAUAGCAAGCGCAGACAUAGCUAUUUGUGUAAAGUGUGCCACCCUGGAUGCGUCCUAAAUGACACCCUAUUCCCUUUAUAAUGAACUACUUUUAACCAGGGUCCAUAGUGUUCUGGUCAAAAGUAGUGCACUAUAUAGUGUAUAAGGUGCCAUUUGGGACGCAAGCCACAGUGACACAGUCAGAUAGGUUUGUUUCCUGUUUGUGUCUGUCAGGAAGCGGUCACUCGUCAGAGAAGGCACACAGGCAUUCAAUGGAAUGUAUUGUAUUGUCUAACGACUGUUUGCACCCAGUUCUCAUACGGUGUUUCCCAUGUUUUUCGUCACAUCUCUAGGUAAGUGAUAAAUAUGAGCUGCCGCUUGGAAAAAUGGGGAAAGUCUACAAGAGGUGCAAAAAAGGGUAAGACCGGUGUCACUGCUCAUGAUCUAGGUCACUGCAAAUAAAGUUUGUCCCAAAUGGCACCCUAUUCUCUAUAUAGUGCACUACUUUUGACCAGCGCCAUAAGGCUCUGUCAGAAGUAGUGCACUAUACAGGAAAUAUGGUGCCAUUUGGGACGCAUAAAAGUAGAUAAUCUAUAACAUGUUUAUAGAUGUUAUUGUCUCCCGAGUGGCGCAGUGGUCUAAGGCACUGCAUCGCAGUGCUAGCUGUGCCACUAGAGAUCCUGGUUCGAAUCCAGGCUCGUCCAGGGUAGGGGAGGGAAUGGCCGGCAGGGAUGUAGCUCAGUAGAUAGAGCAUGGCGUUUGCAACGCCUGGGUUGUGGGUUCGUUUCCCACAGGGGGUAUGAAAAAAAAAUAUAUAUAUAUAUGUAUGCACUAACUGUAAGUCGCUCUGGAUAAGAGCGUCUGCUAAAUGACUAAAAUGUAAAAUGUAAAAAUAUAGAGUAAACUCCACUUUGAAAGAAGUAAAUCACUUCUACUGUCUUAUCUGUAGGAUCCUAGUUCAUAUGGACGACAACAUCAUCAAGCAUUACUCCAACGAGGAUGCCUUCCACAUCCGCAUGGAGGAGGUGGGGGGGAAGGUCCUGCUGACACUGACCGAGAUCUGAGCUCCGAGCCUGGACAGGGGUGUAUACAUUAGGGCACGCAACGUUUCAAAACGUUUCGCAACGGAAAAUUAGAAUUUCUUAUUGGACCAGUCCAGGUUAUUGGACCUCCCUGUUUUAGUAUUUUUUCUUCUGUUUGGUGCCUAGUGAAUAUGAAUACGACCCUGGUCAGGGGGAGUGGAGUUUGUUGUUAGGGGCCUCCUGGGUGAGGCCCUUGGAGGUGGAACACUUGGAGGGGUAUGAGGAGGGGCCCAGAACAGUAGGAUUAGUCACCUGUUUACACAACUGUAACAUACUUCUACAAGUAAAAGUAGAUAUUUCUACAAGUAAAAGUAGAUAUUUUCAUGAGUUCUGCCUUUCUGCUGCACCAGUGCCUACGAGGCCAUUUUCUGGUGUGGUUGGUUGCGCAACAUUGCUACCUCGCUCGCUGGCUGGCAAGAUUUUUGUUGUUGUAUUUUCACGUAAAAUGUGACUGAUUGAUUCACUGUAUCUAUGUUAAAAGUUGAAAUUAUGUUGAGGAACAUUUGGAAACAAUAUUGUGUAAUGGCCAAUGAUAUUUUCCUUCCUUAAAAUUAGACUUUUUGUACUACUACUUUACAGUAUAUGUAUCUGUGAACGAAUGAUUUUCCAGACGAGAUGUUGUUUAGAAUGUCAGUGUUCAUAUAAGUUCAUAUUAUGUAUUCUUUUCUAAGAUAUGCAGUGGUCAGUUUAAGAAAUGGACUUGUAAAACAUGAUGCGGUGAGCGGUUAGGGCUAUUUCUGUCUGAGUACUUACUUUUAUCAUUCUUUUUCAGAAUUCUUGGAGGUGAUAUGUUUUUUAAAUUUUUUAUGUUUACAUCAUGAAAAAAGUUAUAUAAUAAUGAAUUCAAUAAUAUAUGUAUUUAUAUUUACAUUUUGUGCCAAGUAUGGUGUGUGUAUCUGAAUCUAGAUAUAUAGGCGUCAGCACCAUAUUUUGUGAUGACAGAAUGUGAAUAUUUCUUUGCAACAGGAAAUUGGGGUGGGGGUCAGGAAGUGUGUGUUAGUGUUUCAAAACCUUGUCUUUCAUGCAAGAACUGAAAUCAGUCCUGUAAACAGAUGCUUACCUACAGUGGUUAUUAAAUUUGUUAAAGUCAUUCUUCAGACUAAGCAUUUCUUUGCACAUUGUGUUUUUGUAGGGGAACUUAGCUCAACUGCAUCAAUGAGGCAUGAAGCAGAGAAUGUGCAGAUUUGGUGAUUAGGCUCUGGUCAAAAGUAGUGCACUAUAUAGGAAAUAGGGUACCAUUUGGGAUGCAACCGUAGUGUCCCUCUGCCAAGUUGAGUUUUAUGUAAAUAGAACCACAUCAGAGAGUGUGUUUUAUAGCCCUUUAGGUUGAGUUAGAAAAAUAAUAUAGAGUCUGAGAACCAUCUUUCUCACAGCUCUUUUAGUCCUGUCCUGAACAUCAUCCAGUCAGGCUGUCCCAUGCUACUUAUUUCAGAAACACCUAGGCCCGUACACAUUAAGUUGUACACUUUUGGCACAACGGUUGUGAUACAACGGAGAGAUAUUUGUUAUAAAAAUAAUUACAAAAGUGCUGUAGAGGCACAGUGGAAUGGUUGUGUAAUAAUUUUUGCGCAGACAAAGUCUAUUGCAACCAUACUCAACAGGCGGACCGCGGUCCGGAUCCGGACCCAGAACAGUGUCAAUAUGGACCACGGGUCCCGACUUUAUUUUUGUUAUAUUUUUUUAUUUUUUGGGAAAUCAGUCUUGCUUUUAACUUACUGCUGUUGAGAGUUGUAAUAGUAGAAGGCAGUUUUCCUCUUAGAGAGCUUUGUAUAACCUGUCAGCAGAGAUGGGCAGUAUUUCUGUUACAUGUAUUUGAAAUAUGUAUUGCAAUUACUUCUGAGUAUUCUGUAAUUUGUAUUACACUGGGUUGAACUACACUCCAAUGUAUUUUGUAACAAGAUACUUCCGAGAGCUGUAAUUUGUAUUUUCAAUACCAUUUUUUAUAGCGGUUCACAAUUUUGUGGCCCCCUCUCACCCUGCAUUGGUAUCAGAAGUCUGAUGGCACUAUGGUGUGAUAAGAGCAUCUUAUAAAUUAAUGAAAUAUAAUUGUACAUGUAAAAAUUGACAAUUGCAAAGCAUGCUGAGUAUUAUUCUAAUGAGCUCCGCCUGACAUAAGGCCAAUAAUAAUACCCAGUGUGCUUUGCAGUUCAUUUUGGUAUGUUCAUUUUCGUAUUUACGUUUUCGUCAUUUAGCAGACACUCUUAUCCAGAGUGACUUACAGUCAGUGCAUUCAACUAAGGUAGAUAAACAACAACAUAUCACAGUUACAGUAAGUAAAACGUUUCUGUAACUGUUACUGAGAAGGUUGACAUGGCAAAAUGUGUAGAAUUGUAGGAAAUUAGCUUUAAAACUGCAACAUUUUCUCUCCACCCCAUGCCAAAAUGUGUAGAAUUGCAGGAAAGACUCUUUAAAACUGCAAAACUUUCUCUCCGCCUACAAGAGGGGUGUUAACAGUUUGGGCUUACCUGCGUUGCGAGGUGGGGGUUUGUUAAUACGCCAAUAAAUAACAAUAUCCAUCCGGACCUUCUCAAAUAGUAGUUGAGUAACCCUGGUUUAUUGUAUCACAUAAAUAUCAGUUGUAUCAGUCACAACCAUUGUGUGAAGUACAUUGUACAGCUCGCCAUAUGAUGAGCCUGAGGACCAGGAUGUACUGUAGGCCUAGGCUAUGUGCUGAGAGUGGUAAACUACAGGUGAGCGAGGUAGCCUUGUCUGGUACCUACUUUUGACCAGGGUCCAUAGGCAAUAAUGUGCCAAAUGGGACACAUCCCUUCUCCUUGUGUAGUCUGAGCCAGUCUCUGCCCUCUCUUCACCCCACCCCAGGGCCGUGGGCUACAUUCAUCCCAGUGUGUUUUAGCAAGGCCUUGUAGGUCUCUACUCGGGCCCAACUCUCCUGACUGUGUGGCUUGUUAGCUGCAUGGUCUAACUGGCAGUCAGAGUGCUGCCUGCCUGCAUGCCUCAGCUAACGCGAAAGAGCAUGUGAGGGUGUGAGAGACAUCCCACUGGGCAAGAACUGGUUGAAAAUAAUCAAUGUGAUGAUUGAAUCACUGUGGAAACUGAUUGGAUUUAAAAAAAGUCAUCAACGUAAGUAAAUCUAGUAUUUUACAUUGAACCUAAAUCCAAUGAAAUUGUGAAUUUUUUUGUUGAAUUUGCAUUAGUUGACAACUCAACCAAAUGUAAAUCAAAACUUGAUGUUGAAAUGACGUCUGUGCCCAGUGGGAUGCUUGGAGUGCUGAGUAAUUGUUUGGUGUGGUUAAACUCUGAACCAAAGAGAUAUUUAGCCUCAGGGGUCAACAGAGAAGCAUUCUUUUCUCCCACAUACACUUCCACUAACUAAGGGAGUUUGGGGUGAGAGGGACUGUGGACAGUACGCAAUACAGCAAGCAUGUUACAUCUCAGUGCUUGAUUCAAGCCCUCCCUUUUUUUGGUGGCCAACAUUCCAGAACCCCACCGACCACAACACACUCCCCUCUGUUAGUUAGGUACGCUGAAGUGGUGCUCAUUUUCCUGUGUGUGUGUGUUUGUGUGUGUGUGUGAGUUCCUCCUUGGU
Messenger RNA from Coregonus sp. 'balchen', 38441 nucleotides. Lineage: Eukaryota; Metazoa; Chordata; Actinopteri; Salmoniformes; Salmonidae. The record is from the annotation of a GenBank genome assembly.